Molecule: messenger RNA, 2697 nt
Organism: Branchiostoma belcheri (Belcher's lancelet)
Lineage: Eukaryota; Metazoa; Chordata; Leptocardii; Amphioxiformes; Branchiostomatidae
Product: protein fem-1 homolog B-like
Exons: 2
Coding region: 91-2013 (640 amino acids)
Cellular component (GO): nucleus; cytoplasm
Molecular function (GO): protein binding
Source: RefSeq, a predicted model, not a curated record
GAAAAAUUUUGAGAAUCGCCAUGUUUUUUGGCAGAUAGCAACAGCUCUGGAAGACGGCCCAAGCUAAAGGCUGUCGAAACCUUCGCUUAGAUGGCGCAGGAAGUCGACAGAGAGAAAAUGGAGUUGCCGUACUUGGCUGUGUUUAACGCAGCUAGCGAGGGAAAGGUUUUGACACUUGCUGCACUGUUGCACAACAAGACGACGGAAGAGGCCCGUGAACUUCUGACACAUGUGACGGAGGAUUCUCAAGGACAGGCCGCGCCGCCGCUAGUCAUCGCCGCGAAGAACGGCCACUGCAAGGUGGUGAGGUUCAUCCUUGAGACGUACAACAUACCUGUGGACCAGACAGGUGUUGUCAAGUUUGACGGCUACAUCAUCGAAGGGGCGUCCUCCCUGUGGUGUGCGGCUGGCAGGGGUCAUUUUGAUGUCGUGAAGGAUUUGAUCGCCAACAAGGCCAACGUGAACCACCGCACACUGACCAACUCAACCCCGCUGCGUGCGGCAUGCUUCGACGGUCGCCUGGACAUUGUCAGAUACCUUAUACAGAACAAGGCUGACAUCCACAUUGCCAAUAAGUAUGAGAACACUUGUCUGAUGAUUGCAUGCUACAAGGGUCACAUAGACGUGGUGUCGUACCUGCUGGAGGUGGGGGCCAACCCUAACAGUAAGGCCCACUGUGGGGCCACAGCUCUGCACUUCGCAGGAGAAUGUGGACACUUGGAGAUUGUGAAAGAACUGAUCCUGAAAGGAGCAACCCCCCAAGUGAACGACCAUGGUAUGACCCCCCUGAUGCUUGCAGCUGACAGCAGCCAUGCAGAAGUUGUGGAGUAUCUUGUCUCGUUACCUGACUGUGACAAAGUCACCAAGGUGGAGACCUUGGAGCUUCUCGGAGCUUCAUUUGCGAACAACAAGGACAACUAUAGCCUGGACAAGGCAUACCACUACAUGUACAAGGGUAUGGUAGAACGCUUUGCAGAUGAUCCUCAAAUCUUACAUAAAAAGAUCUUGCCUCCAACUCCUGCAUAUGACAGCAGGAUAGAAAGUCUGACAGUAAAUGCACUAGAGGCCAUUCAGGAUAAUCCCCACGCCUUACACAUGGAAGCACUGAUGGUACGGGAGCGUAUCCUGGGCUCGAGCAACCCGGAAGUCCCCCACCCUAUCAUCUACAGAGGCGCAGUCUAUGCAGAUGGCAUGUACUUUGACAGAUGCAUAAACCUGUGGAUGCAUGCAUUGAAGUUAAGGCAAACAAACAACCGCAGUGUACAGAAAGAUCUCCUGCGGUUUGCCCAGGUGUUUGCACAGAUGAUACGUCUGGGGGAGGACGUUGACCCCAACAUUUUGGCAGAAGUGAUGGAAUGUUGCUUGAGGGAGACUAAAGUGGCCCAGCAGCGGUAUGUCUUCAGUUGUAUGCUGAUGCACAUGAGUGACUCUGAACUACAGGCCACCUUCCAGCACAACAUGUUGACAAUGAUGUACCUCUUUGGACUGAUUGCUGCUGUGAAGAUGGACAAGGAACAGGACCGGCGGCUGAAGAAACUAGUGUACGAGUUCCUUCGCAUGAGACCGCAGACAAAAUCAGGCUGCACGCCAUUGCACCUGGCCGUAAGCCAGUGCACGCCAGUAGAUGACUUUCACAUCAACGACAUCUGUAAGUUUCCCAGCCCGAACAUCACACAGCUUCUCAUCGAGUGUGGGGCAGAUGUGAAUGCCACAAACAACGAGGGAAACACGCCGCUACAUCUCAUCGUACAGUACGACAAACCCAUCAGCGACUUUCUAACGCUACACUUCAUUGUGACAAAGUUGAUCCAAGCUGGAGCACAUGUAGACAAGGUAAACAAUGCUGGAAAAGCAGCUGUACAAACCUGUACCACAGGUGUGUCAGAGGUGGUCUUAAAGACGCAGACUAAAGUGAACUUAAAGUGUUUAUCGGCGCGUGCAGUGAAAACACACGGACUGAAAUACAAGGGACAGGUGCCCCAAGAAGUAGAGGCAUUUGUAGACAUUCACUGACAUUUGCCAUAUGGUCUAUCUUACAGAAAACUGUGAAGAUAUUUAUGUAGGUCAUUUAAAACAUGUUAAAAUACAUGCCUGUAUUGCCAACAUCUAAAAUUUUAAAAACAGUCACAAUCAUCUUAAUACAUGUAUGUUAUGCUGUAUCAUACUACUUGGGGAUUUAAUUCUUUAUUGUUGCAUGUGAUGGAAAACAAAUCAUUGGGUGUCCUGCAUGACACUAAAAAGGAACAAAUAAAGGUCUCUUUAUCCAAAUUAAAUCUGUUCUAUUAUUUGUGAAAAAAAAAACGUUUCUCAAAACAGUACCUGUAAUAAGGUGUCAUUUUAUGACUUUGACAUCUACAUUGAAUUAAUGUUUGGUGGAUAUGAUUGUAUGAUUAUAGAAUAUACACAUAAGAUGACAUAUAACUUGUCUUUUGUGAGGCAACGCUCUCAUUAUAAAGCUGAAACUGCUCUUUAAUUUCAAAAAAAGUCUCUCAAAACAGUGCCGUAAUAAGACAUAAUUUUAUGACUUUGAUAUAUGUAUUAAUGUUUGGUGGAUAUGAUUGAAUGAUUUCAGAAUAUACACAUAAAAAAUAACAUAACUUGUCUUUUGUGAGGCAAAGAUCUCAUUAAAAAGCUGAAAGAAACUCUUGUCUCCAGGUCUCUUAUACUCAGUAAUACAUGCAUCUGUAGUAUUUCUUC